Prinia subflava (tawny-flanked prinia) is the source of this 5745-nucleotide messenger RNA. RefSeq names its product leucine rich repeat, Ig-like and transmembrane domains 3 (gene LRIT3). The record is from RefSeq and is a predicted model, not a curated record. The transcript is spliced from 4 exons. Gene Ontology annotation, molecular function: protein binding. NCBI's taxonomy places the organism in Eukaryota, Metazoa, Chordata, Aves, Passeriformes, Cisticolidae. Bases 88 to 2052 code for a protein of 654 amino acids.
UACAUUCUCGUUUGUAGCACACUGCACAUGAGUGCCUGGGGAUAAAGCUUUCACAUUUCUUCAUGUCAGUUCUUCUGAUAGGAAGCCAUGUAUCUGUUUAUUUACUUCUACCUCCUAAUGAGUUUUUUUGAAGAAAUUAAUGGCUUUUGUCCUUCACAAUGCACUUGCGUUUACCAUGGCAGAAGUGAUGGCACUGGAACAAGGUCUGUACUCUGUAAUGACCCUGACAUGUAUGAGAUCCCUGUAAAUGUUCCUGUGGACACUGUAAAACUUCGUAUAGAGAAAACUGUCAUACGAAGGAUUCCAACUGAAGCCUUUUACUACCUGGUAGAUCUCAAAUACCUGUGGGUCACUUACAACUGUGUAGCCAACAUUGAUAUCAGCAGCUUCUAUAACUUGAAACAACUGCAUGAGCUGAGGCUGGAUGGUAAUCUGCUUUCAACUUUCCCUUGGGAAUCCCUGGCAGAGAUGCCCAACUUACGGACUCUUGAUCUUCACAACAACAAAAUGACCAGCAUUCCUGCUGAUGCUGGCCGCUACCUGAGAAACCUCACCUACCUGGACCUAUCCAGCAACAAGCUGACCACCUUGCCAUCAGACCUCAUGGACAUUUGGCCCCCCUUCUCAGGAGCUAUCGUGUCCAAGAACACAGACAUUCUGGUGACACAGAGAGUAAUCUUGGGAUUUCAGGACAACCCAUGGUUUUGUGACUGCCGCAUUUCAAAGCUAAUUGAAUUUUCCAAAAUUGUGGACACCUCCGUUGUACUUCUUGAUCCAUUGGUUUCAUGUAGUGGACCUGAGAGCCUGGCAGGAAUCUUGUUCCAGAGAGCUGAGUUAGAGCAGUGUCUUAAACCAUCCGUGAUGACUUCAGCAACAAAAAUCACCUCCCCGCUGGGCAGCAAUGUCCUGCUACGCUGUGACGCCACAGGAUACCCAACACCACAGCUCACUUGGAAUAGGUCAGACAAUAUUCCAGUGAACUAUACAGUAAUUCAAGAAACUCCUGGAGAGGGUGUCAGGUGGUCCAUAAUGAGCUUGACAGGAAUUUCAUACAAGGAUGCAGGAGAAUACAGAUGUAAAGCCAAGAACUUGGCAGGAAUGUCAGAAGCUGCUGUGACUGUCACAGUGGUUGGUGUAGUUACUACAACUGUAUCACCACAGAAGUAUGGAAGGAAGCCAGAGGCUGAGAGGCAGAAUACAACUCAGGAGGAACCCAAGCAGGAACCUGAGAGGACAACCACACCUCUUCCCACCACACGGACCACCACAGCUCUGGUUAGCACUGAAAGAUCGACCAGCAUGACAUUUACUGACAAAAAGCAAUCCAGGCUCAUGUUAGAUGGAAAGAGGGUUUCAAAGGCAGUGACAAAUGGAAACAAAAAGCAGAUUGGAGAUUUAAGCAAGAAAGGUGAGGAUAUCUUAUUGAAUACAGCAGGUAUGGCUGAGCAAAAUGUUACUGUGAAGAACCUAAGAGUGAUCAGUGAAACUGACGAAAGAGUGACCUUGACUUGGAAAACUGUCAAUGCCACAGGUAAUUCCGCUGUGACUGUGUUAUACUCUAAGUAUGGUGAGAAAGAUAUGUUGCCUCUCAGCACUGAUUCUAACAAAAACAAAGUCACAAUUGAUGGUUUGCAACCUAGUACUCAAUAUAUGGCAUGUGUCUCACCCAAAGGUGUGCCACCUACAAAAGAGCAGUGUGUUGUUUUCUCCACUGAUGGAUUAAAUGAUGAAAGCAGCUCUGAGUUUUCUAUUCUGAUAGUGGCCAGCAGUGCAGCAUGUGUGGUUGUUUUACCUUUGAUAUUUUUCUUACUCUACAAAGUUUUAAAACUUCAUUUCAAACCAAAAUCUGCAAAGGAAGCUGAACUUGCAAAAGAGACUUAUGUGCAAUUUGAAACACUGUCGCUGAAGCCUCGAACACUGAGUGCAGGAGACCAGCUCUGGGCACGAAGGUACACAGAUGAGUCAGAAAGACUUCUCCUUUGCUCUAGGUCAAGCAUGGAUUCUCAAAUGACCUUCAAAAGUGAGGGAUCCAGGUCUGAGUAUCUGUGCUGAAUAUGGGUGAGGGUGGAGAUGAAGUAAAUUAUAGGUAAAAUUAAUUCAGAAUGGUGAUGCUGCAUCUGGAAGCAGGUUGAUGCUAGAUGGUGGUCAGAAUAUGUUACCUGGUGUAAUAGAGUCUUACUGGAUGGUGAUGGGUAGGAGGGAGACUAGAAGAAAAAUGCUGCCUGUUUAUUUUCUUUUUUUAAUGUUUGUGAUUUUGGAUGUGAAGCAAUGAUGUUGUUCCAAAGAAAAACACAGCAUGAAAUGGUUCCAUGGUUAAAGAUAUUUUUUGGUUUUAUUAAAACAUUGUUUUGUCUUCUCUCAUUUUACCACAUGAUGUGCUAGUUACAUGUAUCAAACAUGAAGCACAAUCUUCUUGAAAGCAAUGUACUUCAACAUAAUAGGAAAACAGUUUUAACUAUUUCUAUUGUAAUCAAAACCUUAUUUGAAUAUACAAGUUUUCUUCUGACAUCAGCUUGUGCUUUGAGGUGUCAUGCAGCUGUUAGUACAUUAUCUUGGGUUGAAGUAUUCUCAGGCCAGUCAAGACAGAAGUCACAAUUUGUAGACUCUUGAGAGGUCCAAUACACAUUGUAUUGUCAUUUUGCAGAUGUUAUUGCAAAGGGCAAAGAAGCUUCUUUAGUGUCCUGAAGUUCAGGUAAGAUGUUUAACUCUGAGAGACACUAGACAAUUAUGUUAACUUACGUCAGAUGAUCUUAUUGCAAAAUCUCAGCCUUAGAAUUUACUUGGAUAUGUCCGUCUACAUACCUCAAUUUCAGAAAUCUUUGUACAGAAAAUUGUGGUACUGUGUAAUGCAACACACACUCUUAUUUGUCAAUAUAUUGACAAAUAUAUUGCACAGAUAUUGCACAAUAUUAUGUACUACACUGCAGUAAUAUAAUACCUUUUGAUAAACAGUAAGAGGAGUUUUUGUCCUCAGGGCAUGUUGGAUGUGAAGUUUAAUGACCAUAGUGAAAGUUAAUUGUGAGUGUGCUUCCCAAUAUUUAAGAAGCAGGAAUUAACAGUAACGAUGAAUUCAGUAUUGCCGGUUAAUGACAAUAAUGAAUAGUCUAUGCUGAGGCUGCUUUUUUUAAUGCCUGAAGUAAAUAAGAGAACUUUUGUUGUUCUAGGUUCAGAUAUUAUGUUUAGAAGUAUGUAUGAAUUGUGAGCCACAGUUUUUCCUGAAAAUUACAGCUGUGUUGUUUUCUUGGACCUUUUUAUGCCUAGAGAAACUAUUUGUUUUUGCUAGGAAAUUGGGAAUUGACAUUUUUGAGAGGGAGAAAUAUUACUCAAAGCUAGAACCCAAAACGUAGUUUGUCAGCUUCAAAACAUUAGCAUUUCUCAUUGUCAAUAAUGUAGGAUGAAAUUUUGCCCGCUGGAAUACUGGCAAGCUUAUCUUGUAAGGCAUAGCUUGGUGAGAGGUGUCAAAAAGCCUCCAACUCAAAAUCAUGGCAGGAAGUGAACACACUGAAAAAUCUCUGUAGCACCUACACCAUGGUGUCCAGUGACCAGGAUUAGUAGAAUGAGUAUUUGAGACUGUGGGAGCUGUAAUAAAGAAACAGGUGAGACAUUCAAAAGUGCAAAAUUAGCUUGCCUGCUUGGAAUUAGCCUUGGUGUUCCUUUCUGUGUUACGAGUAUGUGUGGUUAAAAAUCAGUCUUUCUUCUUUUUCCGUGAAUAAUUUUGAUUGCAAUGAAAAUGGUUUUAACUUUCUAAGCCAUUUUACUUUAGCAGUGUGGUGUUGGUGUGGUUUGUUUUUUUUUGGUUGGUUUUUUUUUUUUUUUCUAAUUGGGGAUUUUUUUAGGGAGAAGAGAUUCUCUGUGUGUCAAAACUAAGGUUCAUCUGACACGUUAAUGACAAACCAAGUUUGAACAGGACUUGAAGUGCUACAAUAUUUGCCUUCUAUUUUCCUGAUAGAAGUAUAGUUGGUAGUUGUUGAAGAUAUUUUCAAUAAAAAACACCAUGUUUUUCACUAAUGAGAACAAUUGUUUUAGCUUUUUUUUGUUUUCCUGAAGAGGAUUUGAUUUCAGGUUUCAAAGCUCUAAAUCUGAUUCUGGAGUUCAAAAGUGGUAUCACCUGACUUGUAGGUGACACAUCGAUAUAUUGAACUAACGUGGUGUACAGUUCAUUGGAGGGAGGUCACUUGUGAACAUUAAACCUUUUGGUUUGACUAAUCCUUGUGGAAUUAGCAUGUCCUAAAGUUAGAAAUUAAUCUCUGGCCACAUGGGCUAUUAGUAUAUCAAAGAUGAAAUUUACUGUCAAGAGCAUGUUUUUUCAAGAAAACACAUUAUACAUUAUUUUUUCCAUGGUUCUUGAGACAAAAGAGUUACAUAAUCCAGACCUACUUCUGUAACUCAUGUCAAAACACCAAAUGUACUGGGGAAUUUUGGCAGGAAUCUGACACCAAGGGCAAAUCACACAAUAAAGAUGUUUGUACUGUAUCACCCAGGAUUGGUUUAAUAAAGAGCUGAAUACUUUGCGAACAAAUGUAAUUUUUUAUACUGUAAAUUGUUAAUGAUGGAAUCAUUGUGAUAUAGAUUUUGUCACCCGUAAUCAUUUGUAUAAUGUCUUCUGAAAUGCAGUACUGCAUGAAUCAAGCAUUGGUAAGAACAGUGAUGACUAUAACCUGUGUACGAGAAUUUGGAGAGGGUUUAACCUGUGCUUAUGUAUCGCCUUUCAUAUAUUUUGCUCUUUGGUUUCUGAAUUCAUCCUGCUUUUCACCAAAAAGGUUAGGCCUCUUUUUAUACAUUACCUGCAAUGGCUGUGUCAAAACUGCAUGACUAAUGAAAUAACUGAGCAGUGUGAGCUGAAUUCUAAGUAAACCUCAUUUUUACUUAGAGUUUUAGUGGGCAUUAGUACUUAUCAUACUAAACCAUAAUCUUGGCUUCAAUGUGCACUUACUAAGCUGAACGUAAGGCAUCUGUGCAUCUAUUUUAAUCCUUGCCAUUGCUCACAGUGGGCUUUAUAUUCCUUGCAUCAUAAUCAGAUUCUCAUAUGUUUCUCAGGGAGGGCAUUAAGAGAGAAAACUCUUCCAUGUGUAACAUGAAAAUGUCUGUAAUAGCAAAACCGUUCACACUUGGACUGUGUGUAGGAGGCUAAACAAAGGACAUUUCAAAUUCAAUACCUUUUCAAAGAAGCAAGUAAAAUAGAAGUUGUUUUCAUGUGAAAAUAAAAAAUUGUUUUUAUACAAGACAGUAUGUUUGCCUGACCCUUUUGUCUUUAUAGCUUUAUGUUUGUAGCUUUAGACAAUAUGUGAUGAGUGUACUUGUGGGGACAAAAGGAAGUCUGAAAAGAAAUUACAGAAUAUACAGGAAGAAGGCUGAGAAACAACACAAGGAUGAUGUCCUAGAGAAUUCUGUUCCUGUGUGCCACAAUGUCUUUUGCUUGCAAUUCUGCCACAUAAGAAUGUCUGCAGAUACCCCAGGGGUGCUGGGGUAUCUGCAGACACGUAGGUGUACCACUAGAUUAUUUCAGUGGCUGGAGCUCUACAUGUGGCCACUUUUGACAAGGUGGGGGCAGCUAUAAAGCUGGGGUAUGGAACGGUGGCCCCAGGGCAAUUUGAAGAAUGCACUGGAAGCUGGUCCUGAGGUCUGCCUGUGCCCCAGUGAAAGUUGUGAGAGGUUUUUGGAGACCACUGCCUUUAAACUGAAAAGGGAUGAGCAAACAGCUUAUGAGUUUAUUGCAAGAAAGAGGGUCAUGCAUCAGCAACUGUU